Hemibagrus wyckioides is the source of this 5149-nucleotide messenger RNA. RefSeq names its product potassium voltage-gated channel subfamily G member 3-like. Gene Ontology annotation, cellular component: voltage-gated potassium channel complex; membrane. The coding region runs from base 516 to 1820 and encodes 434 amino acids. Gene Ontology annotation, biological process: potassium ion transmembrane transport; protein homooligomerization. The transcript is spliced from 2 exons. The record is from RefSeq and is a predicted model, not a curated record. NCBI's taxonomy places the organism in Eukaryota, Metazoa, Chordata, Actinopteri, Siluriformes, Bagridae. Gene Ontology annotation, molecular function: delayed rectifier potassium channel activity.
CAUGUGCGUUCAGUUACCAGUACAUAGUGUGAUUGAUGCAAUUUAACCCUAAGUAUCUAUAAUCACACAAUCUGUAGUUUAGCUCUAAUCUUGAAGAUAGCAUGAACGUGCGCUCGCGUGUGAGUAUGCAUGUGGUUAAAUGUCCGUGUACACGUUUGUGUGUGUGUGUGUGUGUGCGCGAGCGCGCGAACGCGCGCGCCUGACAUCACUCCUGCUUUCCUCGAGUUGACAGCGGCACGGUGACGCCUCAGUGAGACGCUGUGCGCGCGUAACGGUGCGCGCCUCCGUACUUUCUUCCGCGUCGGCGCUCGCGUUUCCAAGUUUGCUCUCCGAACCUAAUCUCCACGGAGACUGCAUAGGGGUCUUUAGAGCUUUUGCCAGCCUUUAGUGCUCCAUUUGAAGACGGCCAAAACAUGCGCUCUGAGACUAACGCGCAACGACGGAGUUUCUCCAUCUGCCUGCAGUUCGCCAAAAUUGGCACUUUUGUCUCGUGUGCUCUCUGAACGCUCCCAAGGAUGAAGUUUGGCCAAAGCGUUUGCAUCUUAAACGUGGGCGGCACGCGGUAUGCUUUUCCCAUGGAUGUGCUGAAGGACUUCCCUCUGAGGAGAGUGAGCCGCCUGCACAGCUGCGCGUCGGAGCGAGAGGUGCUCGAAGUGUGCGACGACUACGAUAAGGAGCGCAACGAGUUCUUCUUCGACCGUCACGCUGAGGCUUUCGGCUUCCUUAUGCUCUACGUGAAGCACGGCAAACUGCGCUUAGUGCCACGAAUGUGCGAGCUCUCCUUCUACAACGAGAUGAUAUAUUGGGGUUUGGAAAGCUCACAUCUGGAACUGUGCUGCCAGCGUCGUCUGGACGAUCGCAUGUCCGACACAUGCACCCACUUCACCGAGGAAGAGCGCCGCGUCGAGGACAAAGAUGACCAAAAGGAGCAAGAUCAGCGGAGGCGGCGAGGCACUGGGCGCGUAAAGGACGCCAAAUGGCUCGAGAGCAUGCGCAGGACCUUCGAGGAGCCCGCGUCCUCAGUGGCCGCCCAGAUUCUCGCUGCCGUCUCUGUCCUCUUCGUGAUAGUGUCCAUGGUGCUCCUUUGCGCGAGCACUCUGCCCGAUUGGAAAACGGCCGAAAGUAACAUGGUGGAGGAGCACAGGUACACAGAGUCUAUAGACCAUCCGGCCGGGAUCAUCGAGGCGGUGUGCAUUGGCUGGUUCACAGCAGAGUGUAUCGUGCGUUUCCUUGUGUCACGUGACAAGUGUGAGUUUGUGCGACGUCCACUGAAUAUCAUUGACCUGCUGGCCAUAACGCCUUACUACAUCUCCGUGACCAUGACAGUCCUGACUGGAGAGAACUCGCAGCUGCAACGGGCUGGUGUGACAUUGCGUGUGCUACGCAUGAUGCGCAUCUUCUGGGUGAUCAAGCUGGCUCGCCACUUCCUGGGCCUGCAGACGCUGGGCCUGACACUGCGCCGAUGUUACCGUGAGAUGGUCAUGCUGCUGGUGUUCAUCUGCGUAGCCAUGGCCAUCUUUGGGGCCCUGGCCCAGCUGCUUGAGCAUGGCCUUGACCUGAAGUCCAGCAAUGAGGAGUAUGCCAGCAUCCCUGCCGCCUGCUGGUGGGUUAUUAUCUCCAUGACGACUGUCGGCUAUGGAGACAUGUACCCCAUCACCGUGCCAGGGCGUGUGCUAGGAGGCCUUUGUGUGGUGAGUGGCAUAGUGCUGCUGGCACUACCCAUUACUUUUAUCUACCACAGCUUCGUGCAGUGCUACCAUGAGCUCAAGUUCCGCUCUGCUCGCUGCACCAGGAGCCUCUCGGCUGAAUUCCUCAACUGAUUGUCUCUCUGUCAGACUUAACAUGGACAUGUUUCUAAUCAUUAUUUCAACAGAUUCAGUUGGUUCUCUCAGCUCAGUGAAUGAUCUGAAUCAGUCAAAUAUCUGGUCUCAGGUUGAGCUUAGGGGCUUGGUCUUAAAUGAGUUUACAUAUGUCUAGCCCAUCUGGUACUCAACUCAGUCCACUGAGGAACUCAGUGUCUACAGGGAUUAGUUCCAGCCCUGCUCCACAUAAGUUCAUUUUACUAGAAACACAGACUGGAACACAUUCAGUCACGUCAUGUGUGGUGGUGCAAAGUUGGAACAAAUACUGUGGGUGCUGUGUCCCUCCAUGGUCCAAGUUGAGAAUCCAUGGUUUACCCAGCAAGUCCACCCCUGACAUACACAUUUUCAGGAAGUAAGGAUUCACUCAGCUGUGCUGUUUUUACAGUAGUGACAGUUACUGGGCUUUCACAGUCGUAGGGAAGGCUACCAUGGAAACAUUGCCUUUCAGUCCAGAUAUCCCAGUCAGGGGCAAACUACCGGAACUGCUGGUGGGCAGCUUUGACUUGUCUACCAGAAGCCUUUAGCACACUUGACACAGAAUAAAAAGCUUCAUCCUUCCACCCAGACAGACAGUGCACUUCAUCCACUAGACUUGGCAUGCAGCCACUGAAGGUUUUUGCUUCUGAAUGUCAUCUAGAAUGUCAACCUACAGUUUUGGCAAAUAUACAGGAAAAAAACAAAUUAAACUCAUUUCAUUGAGUUUUUUUUUUAUUAUUAUUAUUAUAGCAUUGUUUGUAUUAAAACAAGUUCCCAGAGCUCAGCAGUCCAGCUUUUCCUGAAACAAAACAUUGGGUGGUUAUAUAAGGGUGAAAUGUGCAAACACUCAUUGAAAUUAUUGUGUAAAAUCCAAUGAUGUGUGACACAAAAUCUGCAGGGAUAUUGGAAAAGCCAACCGUGUGUGUGUGUGUGUGUGUGUGAGAGAGAGAGAGAGAGAGAGAGAGAGAGAGAUAAAGAGAGAGAGAGAGGGAGAGCGCAGUAGAGAGGAUUGAUGCUUAACUGUGUAGGCAACUGUGCAGCAUCGGCAAAUAUGUAAAGUGGAAAACAGAGAGCUGCCGAAUGAGAACACUGAUAGAUGGUUUGAUUUGCCAUGCAAUACAUAUAAAGCUCUCCCAAUUCACCACCCAUUCUAGCUCAAUAUGCCGUUAUGCUUAAGCAGUGAAGAGAUUUGAGUAUUGUGAUAUAUUGUGACAAAAACUGCUUUUCAAAGAGAGACCACUGGAGGGUUUAAGAAUGAGCCUAAUACCCAGUUGCCUGAAGGCACAAUCCUGUUGUCAUAAAUGAAUUAGGUUCAAUAAAGGAGUUUCCUGAGAAAACGUUCCCAUAGGAAAUCAUGAAUACAAAUAACGAGACCAGAAUUACAUAACAUAAUGUACCUGACAGUAAUCUUACAGGGCUAAGCAUUCUGUUCCCUUUAUCUCUUCAUUAUUAUUAUUAUUAUUAUUAUUAUGGGUAAAAUGCUCCUUCUCAGAGUAAAAGAUAAAAAAAUUACUGACCAAAUUGCAUGUAAAUUAAGUUAAGCUAAGCAGUCUAAAUUUCAUAUCAGAUGAACGUCUCAUUUCAAAGCAAAGCGAGGUGUAAUAUCACACCCAAGAAACAGGUGAAAAGGUGAAAAAAAGCAAAUUCAACUUUACUGAGACUCACACUCUGUAAAAGGAAGUGAGCACCACAAAUUCACCUCAUAUCCAGCUAUGGUUCCUCAAAAUGGGUAAUACUCCUCCCUGCUAAUGCUGUUAUUGUCACUAAUGAGCAUCUUUAUUCAUUUGCUGUCAUCUCACUGCUUUCCUCUUGAGAAACUGAUGUCUUGAUUGGAAGACGAUCCAUUCAGUGGGAAUGAAGCUGUAUCUGAUGUGCCUGAUGUGCUAUAUGGUCCUUUAUAUUUUAUCCUUUUUGACAAUUAAGCCCCUGUCACUUGGGAGGUCUAAUUUCACUAUUCUCUCUCUCUCUCUCUCUCUCUCUCUCUCUCUCUCAGUCAUCUCUCUCUCUAUCUCUCUCCCUCUCUCUCUCUCUUCGCCUGAUGCUGCUUUUUGCUGCCUUUCCCUUAUUUCUGUACAAACACAGAGAUGAUAAAGCUAAAGAAAGAGUGUGCAAAGCCAAUUUUCUGACUCCAAGGUCACAAUGAACGACUUUUCUCUCCAUAACGUUGAAAAGCCAGUUCAAUAUAUAUGGUAAACAUGUUCUGUCAACCAAACCCUAAUGAAAAGCUCAGGAUUUCAAUUAAAAUGAAUGUGGCCAUCGAUGUGAGUGCCAAAGGUUGUUUAUUCAACUGCCCUCUUAAGCCAUGUGAUUUUAUAAGGUGGAUCAUUUACUUAAUUGAUAAUACUGCCAGAGUGCUCACAGGAUGUAUAAAACAUUCUUCAGUGCUAUUUUAAAAUAUUCUGAAGAAUGAUAUUCAGUAUUUCCCUUUAAAGUUUUUAAGGACAUUUAUAACUCUAUUGACUCAUGGAAAUCUUUAAGUAAUCAGUAUACAUACUGGGUUACAGUAUGUUAUGUACAAAUAUACCUUUUUAUACUAUUCAUUUUACUGAUAAUCUAAAAUUCAGUGCCAAUACAGAAAAUUGUGCUUUAAGAUAUUGUGUUCUCAUACUGCCACAGUUCACUGUGAUGAAUCUACUGCCUACUGACUGUAUAAUUUUCUGUCAUUUGUUAUUUUACUUAUAACCUCAUGCUAUGUCAUUCACAGAGAAACUCCAAAUGUAUUCACUGGAACCCACAUUUGUGUAGGUUUUUGGCAUUUGUGGACGAAGCCUGUUGUUUGCCACAUUGUGCAACAAUGUCCACAAAAACUGAAAAGUAAAACUUAAAAAAAAAAAAAAAACAAGACUGUUUUUGAAAAGAAAUGUAACGAAAAAUAAACCUUUAUAAAAUGGAGUUUCUUCUAGGGGAAUUUCGGAACUGAAGGUAAUUUAGGAGUAUUUUGUUAUAGGCUAUUAAUAGGUAGGUAGCUAGGCUACUUUUGUAAAAGUCUAGUUAAUCAUAAUGUCGAAAAUUCUUGAAAGUAAUCUUUUUUUUAUUGUUUUUAGCGCUCCCUAUGUUUUUAAAAUAGAGACUCUAUUUUGUAUAAAGUAGCAUAAAAUAUGUGUCUGUAAAGGCUGAAACAACUCUGUGAUAAACUAUGAAUAAAUUUAUCCUUGAUGGUUAAAUGUGAUGGUCUCUCUGUUCAUUUUAUGGAUAUUUUAUUUUAUGCAAAUUGUAUUGCUUUGAGAAUUCAUGCAGAUGCAGGAUGUCUGAGAGAGUUAAGAGUUAAGAAUUAAGCAGUGGAAGAUGUAGGUUAGUGAAGUCAUUUAGUC